GGCGCUAGAGAGACACAUCAGGGUGUGUGAUCACAACAGAAGAGGAAUUAUUGUAUUAAGCAGCAAUCGUUUCACUGUUUUAACCAUAGAGACACUGCAGCCUCGAUUGACUUUCAUAAAGGCAUAAUGUAUUUUAGUAAAACGAGGAGAAUCAUGUUCGUGAACGCGACAUUCCACGUUAUUUCUUUAUUGAUGGGAUUUCACGUCACAGGGGUCAUUACUGAGGACGAUGAAGUUUAUCAGAGACCCCAUCGACGCAUAGCUAAUGAAAUGACUGGCCCAGUGCAUCAGCACUCGGGUGUCCACAACCAGGGAAAGGCUUUGGAAUUUCAUGGGGAAUUGCUUCAGACCCAGUCCCGUGGUCGGUUGGCCAAGCUGAUGCCUGCGGUGUUUCUAGAAUCCAUCCAAAGAGCUCCACAGAGGCAGUCAGGCAUCAACUUCAAGCAAAACAUCGACCGUGUGGAGAACAAGCCUGUGUCUGCCCACCACACGGUCACAAUGGAGGAAAAUGAUGACAUAGAACUGUAUGUGUCAUCUGUUGGAGUAUCAGAACCAAUGGCCCAUGAGGAAAUGAUCCAGUUGCUCAACAUCAACACCCUUCACCACAGCUCUGGGCCGCUUGCAACCACUGAGGCAUCCACUGAGAAGAAUGUUUUCAAAAACCACCAUGAGACGGACAGCAUCUGGGGUAAAGACGGAUUCUACGUGCUGGUUAUCUGUCUCACAAUAUUCAUCAUCAUCUUCAGCUGUUUAAUGGUGCUUUACCGAAUAAAGGAGAAGGAAUUCUUGGAUCAGCAGCUUAAAGACCCAUCCCCAUCCACCCGGGACGUCCAGCUGGCACCCAUCCCUGUUCAUGGUGCUCAGCCUCCUUUGACCCUCAAGAACAGCAUGGUCCAGGCCAACCAGACGUCCAAACCCAGUGCCACCCAUUUAACCAGCAGUACAAGCACCCCGUCCUGUAACAUCAACAUCAGUCAAACUCUUUCAAGCGUGACGACGUCAGAGCCGCAGUGCCCACCCAGCCACUCUGUGGCUGAACUCAAACCCAGUGUGUCCUCCACACAUUCACCUUUUAGGAUGAAGCCUGGUGGAGGCCUGCAGGAGCGACGAGGAUCUAACGUCUCUCUAGUGCUGGAUAUGAGUGCUUUGGGAUCGGUGGAGCCUAUAAGUUGUGGGGUUGUGACUCCACGAGAGCGUGUGACUCAGGAAUACCUGCAGUCUGCCAGUCGAGUCCUCUCACGGCAACAGCUUCGUGACAUCACAUUGAACACCCAGAGACUGCAUGCAGAAUUUGUCGAAAUUCCCAUGAACUUUGUGGAUCAGAAAGAACUGGAUAUCCCAAAUCAUGGAUCAAAAAAUAGAUACAAGACCAUUUUGCCAAAUCCACAUUCCAGGGUUAUUCUGAAGACUAAGAAAUCAAAUGACCCGCUCAGCAGUUACAUUAACGCCAACUACAUACGAGGCUAUCUUGGAGAUGAGAAGGCCUUCAUUGCCACUCAGGGUCCAAUGAUCAACACGGUGAAUGACUUCUGGCAAAUGGCUUGGCAAGAGGACUGCCCUGUCAUUGUCAUGAUUACUAAAUUGAAAGAGAAAAAUGAAAAAUGUGUUCUGUACUGGCCUGAGAAGAGGGGGAUCUAUGGGAAAGUGGAGGUCUUCGUUAAUAAUGUUAAAGAAUGUGACCACUAUAUAAUCCGCUCCCUUAUACUAAAGAAUGGAGGCCAGAGUCGUAAAGUGCAGCACUACUGGUAUACCUCAUGGCCGGACCAAAAGACCCCAGAGAGCGCUGGACCCCUGCUGCAGUUAGUCAACGAUGUUGAGCAGGACAGGAGGGGCUUUACAUCCUGUGGGCCGAUUAUUGUACACUGCAGUGCUGGAAUUGGUCGGACAGGAUGUUUCAUGGCUACAACAAUUGGUUGUCGUCAGUUGGAGCUGGAGGGAGUUGUGGAUGUGCUGGGAAUUGUGUGCCAACUUAGGACAGACAGGGGUGGUAUGAUCCAGACCGAGGAACAAUAUGAAUUUGUGCACCAUGCCUUGAGUCUCUAUGAAAGCCGCCUUCCUGCAGAGCCUGGACAAUGAAUUUGAACUCCUAGAGGAGCUUCAGUUUUCUCACCGAGAGAUCUGCUAUUGCUAUGAAGUUUCUAAAUCAAGAGAGAAGGCGCCAGAUCGUGUUCGUGAAGAAGGAUUUUUGUGCUUGUCAAGGCAAGGGUUGCACACAUCUGAUGUUGUCUGGAAGCCGGUGUUGUCGGCAAAUGUAUUAGUUGUCAUAACUUUUCAAUAGCCUCUGUCAUGCUUUUCAAGGCUGUCAAAUGGUUUUGCCACUAUAGUGUUAAAGUGUAUCAGUGUCAUUGUACAAGAUAUAGUUCCACUAAAUAAUGCACAAUAUACACCGCAUAAAGACUAUCAGUUUUCCUUCAUUUUUUUCCCUGAUUAUAGGUUUUAAAACCGUGGGCAUUUUAAAAAUUACUUAUUAUACUAAUUAUUGUCUUUAUGCUGCAGAAUAAAUGAGGUAUUAAUAUUCUGUGUAUAAUAGUAUGAUCAUGUUUUAUCAAAAUACUUUUUUUUUUUUUCAUUUUUGUACCAAUUUAUUAACAGUUUAAGAGCAUAUUCUUAUGCUGAUGCAGAACACAAUUUUGAAAUAUUCUGUUUCCUGUUCCUGCUGCAUAAUUUACAUCUGCAAGUUUAAAGUCUGAAUUGAUUUUUAUGAGAGAGAAAGACUAUGACUCAACAUUUAUAUUGCAUUGUCAUCACUGUAAUGCACAACAACAAACCAACAGCAAAACAGCAAAUGGCUCUUAUGAGUGGGUUCUUUUAAAUAACAAACAAAUAUGGAAUUCAGGAUUUUUCGGUUUACAGACAAUCUAUCAAUCAGUCUAGAGUCUCACUAAAUCUGUCACCGAUCCUUGCGGAACCAAAAUUAUUAAGUGGAUUCAAAUGUAAUCUUAUUAUUAGGGAAAAUAAUCAUAAUAAAAUUAAUAAAUAUAUAAAGAAAUAACAACAACAAAAGAAAAUACAUUUGAGGAAAUUAUAUAAUAUAGCUAAAUUUUAGGAGAUUGUAUUUGUAUCUAGUGGUAAUAUUAUUCUAGUGACUUAUUAAAUAUUAGUGUUCGAAUAUUUUCCCCCAAAUGCAUACAUUUGUUGUGUAAUGUAUUCCGGGACCACAUGCGUUUUGCUGCUAAAUACUGCAAUUGUUAAUGGCUUUAGGAAUUAAUUAUGUUGUAUGAGAGUGAAUAUUUUUUAAAACAUUUAUUUUCUAUUGUAUUUAUUAUUAUACAAAUUAUUGUUAUUAUAACCUGAUACUUUUAUAAACUAUGGUUAUUGUCAUUGUGCACUGUUACGCAAUAUAUUUUCCACUAUGUGGGCUUAAUGUUAGGCAGUCAGUGACUUUUUCCUAUUUAUCCUUUAUGAAGAUGAAUGUGAAUACUCUCAAUAAUAAACAAUCCAUCAUAACCACAAUUACAGUAUUAUAAUCUGCACAUAUGGAUGCCUCAGACAGUAAGGGUUGCAGUAUAUGCAACCCAAACUGAUGAUCUGAGCUGUUUUAUAUGAAUCUUUGGUGGUGGUAGAAUUAAUUAGUCUCGUAUAAUGGGAUGUAUAUUAUAAAUGCAUAACUUGGUCCCGAUAAUCCUUUAGAAGUUAUUCGUCAGUGCUAUACUACUAUACUUUCCACUUAUAGUGUGUUUGGUCCUAUAACAAUAUUAAACCCUCACCUAAAGCCAUAAUAUCUCAUGUUUACAUUUUUGGCACUGCAAGUUUUGAUUUAUAUAUGUUAAAAUAUGCUUAUUCUGUUAAGUGUUUUUGUAAAUAAAUAAGUGAAACUGCCGAGUCAGAAAGCAUAGAGAAACUAUGAUAAUGAUAUGACUACUGCCAAUAAAUUAACCCUGUUAUCAUGUCUGGAUCAGGGUUUGUUCCUUA
Messenger RNA from Pimephales promelas (fathead minnow), 3912 nucleotides. Lineage: Eukaryota; Metazoa; Chordata; Actinopteri; Cypriniformes; Leuciscidae. The record is from RefSeq and is a predicted model, not a curated record.